Aspergillus saccharolyticus JOP 1030-1 is the source of this 2583-nucleotide messenger RNA. Its product is annotated as glycosyltransferase. Gene Ontology annotation, molecular function: UDP-glycosyltransferase activity; hexosyltransferase activity. The record is from RefSeq and is a predicted model, not a curated record. Gene Ontology annotation, biological process: carbohydrate metabolic process. The transcript has 7 exons. NCBI's taxonomy places the organism in Eukaryota, Fungi, Ascomycota, Eurotiomycetes, Eurotiales, Aspergillaceae. Bases 1 to 2583 code for a protein of 860 amino acids.
AUGACCGAGACGAUCGAUCCACAAUUAUGCGAGGCCAAGGCGCUGAAGGCUCUCAUUCCGGGUCUCUUGGCCGAUAGGGAGAUCACGGAUGAUGGACGCCUGCACGUCGACUUACAAGAAAACUGUCCGCGCCUUGCGAGCUUUCUCGAUCUUCUACGGCGCCAAUCCGAGAACCAUCGUCCGUGGAUGCCUGAAGACAGUACAACGCGAUUCCCGCUCCGCUUGAAUGUGGUCAUACACGUUGUUGGGUCUCGUGGGGAUGUGCAACCCUUCAUCGCGCUGGGCCAGGAGCUGCAGCGACACGGUCAUCGCGUACGACUCGCAACACAUUUAGUGUUCCGAGACUUUGUACGCGCCCAUGAUCUGGAGUUCUUCAACAUCGGAGGUGACCCGGCGCAGCUUAUGUCGUUCAUGGUGAAGAACCCGAACUUGGUCCCAAAGGUGGAAGCCAUCACCCAAGGCGACAUCAGUCGGCGGAGGAAGGAUGUGCGUCAGAUCCUUGGGGGCUGCUGGCGGUCAUGUUUCGAACCUGGAGAAGGCCUUCAUCCCUUCAAUCCAGCCGAGUGUACCGGUGUGCUGCCGUUUGUCGCUGACGCCAUCAUUGCCAACCCGCCUAGCUUUGCACACAUCCACUGCGCGGAGAAAAUGGGGAUUCCGCUUCAUUUGAUGUUCACGAUGCCAUGGUCGCCCACGCAGGCCUUUUCACAUCCACUGGCAAAAGUGCGCUCAACCAAUAAUAGAUCAUCGGUGGGCAAAUUGGUGUCAUACAUGAUAGCAGAGACGGUGAUUUGGCAAGGCGUCGGUGACUUGAUCAAUGAAUUCCGACGUCAUGAACUGGGGCUGGAGCGACUGGAUUCUAUGCGCGCGCCCAGUCUUCUUUCGCGAUUGAGGAUUCCUUUUACAUACUUGUGGUCUCCUUCCCUGCUGCCGAAGCCUGACGAUUGGCUGGAUCAUAUUGAUGUAGCUGGGUUCUCUUUCCUGCCGCCAGAUGACAAAUACAAUCCGCCUCGAGAUCUGCUCGAGUUUCUUGAAGCUGGAGAACCUCCCAUAUACAUCGGCUUCGGGUCGAUUGUUGUCGAUGACCCGGAAGCACUCACGCAUACAAUUCUCGAGGCUGUUCGACUCUCCGGUCAACGCGCAAUCAUCUCCAAGGGCUGGGGUGGCAUUGGUGCAGAUGAAAUUGACGCCUCAGAUGUAUACUUUCUAGGUAAUUGCCCGCACGACUGGCUCUUUUCUCGAGUGUCUUGCGUUGUCCACCAUGGAGGUGCAGGGACAACAGCAACGGGAUUGGCUUUGGGUCGACCCACCGUCAUCGUUCCGUUUUUCGGCGAUCAGCCUUUCUGGGGGAUGCUUAUAGCUAGCAAUGGUGCAGGACCUGCACCGAUCCCUUUCAAACUAUUGACAGCUGCAAAGCUUGCUGGUGCGAUUCGCCACUGCAUGGAACCCGAGACUCGAGAGCAAGCCAAAGUCCUGAGCUGUAAGAUUCAAAAUGAGGAAGGUGCUAAAGCAGCGAUGGACAGCUUCCAUGCACACCUUGAUCUCAAAAGACUGAGAUGCGCAUUGUGUCCUGACCGUCCGGCUGUAUGGCGCGUUCAGCACACCAGCGUUUUUCUCAGUGCAUUUGCUGCUACUGUCCUCGUCCAUUCGAGGCAGCUUGACCCGAAGAAUGUCAAAUUGCUUCGAAUUAAAUCCUAUGAUACAAAUCUGGAUCCCGGUGUUCCAGGUCUUCCCGGAGCUGAGAUGUUUGCCGGCUCUCUCACGAACUUUUUCACGGGUCUUGUCGAGAUGCCAGUUCAGCUAGUCCAGAACUUUGCACGGUCGCCCUCUAUUAGAUUUGCCGAGAGGUAUAGCCUUACAAGCUAUUGUGCAACGCAAGCAUCUAUUUCCCCGGCGAGCUUGACAAAAUUCUCAGACAAGCCUGAAAAACGUCAACGAGCGGACUCUGGUAUCUCUAUAACUCCUUCAAACCUUUCAUUAGAGUCCUCGUCCAGCCAAAGUGCCCUCAACAUGCCGUCUAUGGACCGUGGCACGGCAUCCUUGAAGAACGUACUCAUCAGUUCAGGCUACACUGGACGUCAGCUUCUAGACUGGAUUAUCGAGAUCCCCAUGAGCAUUACAUUUCUAAUGAGCCACACGUUCCACAAUGCUCCUCGAUUCUACCACGAUGAGACCGUGAGGGUAGCACCGAUAGCCACGGGAGUUAAGUCGGGGUUCGUGGCAGCUGGCCAGGAAUUUGUGUACAGCUGGUACGAUGGCAUUACUGGGGUUGUGACACAACCCCAUCGAGGGUGGGAUAGCAAAGGCGCUUCUGGGUUGGCCUCCGGUUUUGGCAAAGGAGUUGGAGGGCUGCUGAUCAAACCUCAAGCUGGUCUGUGGGGCCUGCUUGGAUAUCCUCUGAAUGGGGUUCAUCGCAGCAUUGCCAACUCUUAUGGGCAAAGCCGACGAUGCUGCGUGGUCAAGUCACGUAUAGCCCAGGGCCUUGCGGAACUUCAAUUGGCUUCGGAUGGUCAGCGGGCAGCCGUUCUGGCGCGUUGGAAAGAUCAUUAUGAAAAAGAGGUGAAGGCUAAAUUGGAGAAAGGAUAA